Molecule: messenger RNA, 1250 nt
Organism: Symphalangus syndactylus (siamang)
Lineage: Eukaryota; Metazoa; Chordata; Mammalia; Primates; Hylobatidae
Gene: DNMT3L
Product: DNA methyltransferase 3 like
Biological process (GO): negative regulation of DNA-templated transcription
Cellular component (GO): nucleus; cytoplasm
Molecular function (GO): enzyme activator activity
Source: RefSeq, a predicted model, not a curated record
CCCACCAGCUGGCUGUACCCGGAGCCGUGGCAACAGCCCUGUGAAACCCGCAUCCCCAUGGCGGACAUCCCAGCCCUGGACCCGGAGGCUGAGCCCAGCAUGGAUGUGAUUUUGGUGGGAUCCAGUGAGCUCUCAAGCUCUGUUUCACCCGGGACAGGCAGAGAUCUUAUUGCAUAUGAAGUCAAGGCUAACCAGCGAAAUAUAGAAGACAUCUGCAUCUGCUGCGGAAGUCUCCAGGUUCACACGCAGCACCCUCUGUUUGAGGGAGGGAUCUGCACCCCUUGUAAGGACAAGUUCCUGGAUGCCCUCUUCCUGUACGACGAUGACGGGUACCAAUCCUACUGCUCCAUCUGCUGCUCCGGAGAGACGCUGCUCAUCUGCGGAAACCCUGAUUGCACCCGAUGCUACUGCUUCGAGUGUGUGGAUAGCCUGGUCGGCCCCGGGACGUCGGGGAAGGUGCAUGCCAUGAGCAACUGGGUGUGCUUCCUGUGCCUGCCCUUCUCCCGAAACGGGCUGCUGCAGCGUCGGAGGAAGUGGCGCAGCCAGCUCAAGGCCUUCUACGACCGAGAGUCGGAGAAUCCCCUUGAGAUGUUCGAAACCGUGCCUGUGUGGAGGAGACAGCCGGUCCGGGUGCUGUCCCUUUUUGAAAACAUCAAGAAAGAGCUGACGAGUUUGGGCUUUCUGGAAAGUGGUUCUAAGCCGGGACAGCUGAAGCAUGUGGAUGAUGUCACAGACACAGUGAGGAAGGACGUGGAGGAGUGGGGACCCUUCGAUCUUCUGUACGGCGCCACACCUCCCCUGGGCCACACCUGUGACCGUCCCCCCAGCUGGUACCUGUUCCAGUUCCACCGGCUCCUGCAGUACGCACGGCCCAAGCCUGGCAGCCCCAGGCCCUUCUUCUGGAUGUUCGUGGACAAUCUGGUGCUGAACAAAGAAGACCAGGAUGUCGCGUCUCGCUUCCUGGAGAUGGAGCCAGUCACCAUCCCAGAUGUCCAUGGCGGAUCCCUACAGAACGCUGUCCGCGUGUGGAGCAACAUCCCAGCCAUAAGGAGCGGCAGGCACUCGGCUCUGGUUUCAGAAGUGGAAUUGUCCCUGCUGGCUCAGAACAGGCAGAGUUCGAAGCUCACGGCCAAGUGGCCCACCAAGCUGGUGAAGAACUGCUUUCUCCCCCUAAGAGAAUAUUUCAAGUAUUUUUCAACAGAACUCACUUCCUCUUUAUAAAUGAGUCACUAUACUGUGAAAAAGAAAAA